ACAAAAAAAACCGUCCCCCUUUUGCUGGAUUCUAGUUUUUAAUUAUGCGCUACUUUUUUGUCUGUCUCUCUAUAUCGUUAUUUUUUUUUUUUUUUCCAGCAACAGGGAAACUUGUUUCAAAAGAAACAAGAGAGCGAGAAAAUGUUAUCUUGUUAUAUCAUUCGCAUGUGAUCAUUUUUUACUUUUUGUUUCAUAACGUUGUCCACCCUGGGGUCAUAUUGCUCUAUCUGCUGCAUGAUCCAAACUAAUUCGGUAAAAAUUUAUUUAUAUAUGUACACACGUUCGAUGGAGGGAGUCGCAUGUGUGACCAACGUCGCAGAUCAAGGACAGGCGAUUCAAACGCUGACAUUUGCACACAGUAUACAUAGACGAUCGCUACAGCUUCAAAGCAGAUGAUUCAUCGCUUUAUUUGCUUCGAAGACCUCUUGAGGAAGAUUUAACCAGGAAAUCACAUUGCGGAGAAUAAUAAUGCGUAUCAUCCCGUGGUUCGAAGCGAAGCAGACGGACAUAAUGGAAGAGUGCAAUGGUAAUUGCGGGUUUAUAUGCGACGAUUCCGAUGAGGAAGAUGAUUCUAGUCCCACGAAUUCGCCAGUGAUACCGCGGAGGAUCGUUCCGAGUCCGCCGUUACCACCGAGAAGACCCUCGCCGUCUCCAACGCCGAACAAUCAUCUCAGAAACGGACGUCACUUGACGGUGCCGAAGGAAAACGCUCCGCCGCCACCAGCGGUCAUAUUUAAUUAUGCCGACAACAAUCUACAAAGUAGUAAAGUAAUUACAAUUAAUAUAGAAGCGAGAUACGACAUGCUACAUCGCGCGACGUCGCCAGUUCCACCGAUACCGCCCGCGCCGUCGACGGCAAUAGUGAGGUCUUCUCACGUACGUCGGCCUCACGGGAAUCACGCGAGCACUCCGCAGCGACAACCGCAGCCACCGCCGACGUUGCCGGAAAAGACGUAUCGUGCCAUAGCGACGAGCUCGAUGACGAGUCAGACGACCGGCGAGACGAGCAACAAUGUGCCACCUGUGCCGCCACCUUUGUCAGCGCCGCGACCGCCGAAGACUUUGAAAGACGCUCGUCAAGAUCAUCAUUACGAAAACACGAUUGUGAUCUGCGGCACAGGUCAGCACGUUGUUAAGAAUAUCAACUUGGAGGCGAACAGAGCUCGCUUUACAGCACUGAUGAAGGCGAGGGACGAUCCCGGAGGUGGUGGCGCAAUCACCAAAUCGUCAGAGUCGGCGGCGUACGAAAACAUUAACGUCGAGCAUAUAACAAAACUGACGGCGCUCGGUUUCACCCAGGACAACGUGAUCAAGGCGCUCGGUAUCACCAGAAACGAUCUCGAGAUGGCAUGCGACAUAUUGCACGAAUUCGCCCCGAAAUCCUCCUGA
Messenger RNA from Pseudomyrmex gracilis, 1389 nucleotides. Its product is annotated as branchpoint-bridging protein-like. The record is from RefSeq and is a predicted model, not a curated record. Bases 469 to 1389 code for a protein of 306 amino acids. Lineage: Eukaryota; Metazoa; Arthropoda; Insecta; Hymenoptera; Formicidae. Gene Ontology annotation, molecular function: protein binding. The transcript is spliced from 4 exons.